GAUAUCUUCCCCUCCCCAGAGGUGCUGUGCAAGUGCCAGCCCUUACAGCAGCCCAGGAGACUCCAACGUGAAUUCCCAGGCCUGCCAGACAGCGGAAAAGAGGGAAAAUUUAAUGGUGAGGAUCUCCUAACUCCCUUUUUGCUUCUCUUUCCACUCAGUUGCCCCCGCUCCAAGAGCUCAGUGACCUUUGACUGAAGGACAGCAACCCUGUUCCCUUGCCUCACAGUCAGCCCCCCUCCUCCCUCGAUACCAUACACAUUCCCUUCUCGACCUGGGUCGUUUGGGCAGGCUACAAGUGAGGCUGUGGCACCACCAUCUUGGUUUUCCUUCCCCCUGUGAACAACGCUCCCGGAUCCCCCUCAGCCUCCCAGUGUAGCUGAGGGACAAAGAGGGAAACCAAAGGCAAGCAAGACGGGGAGAUGAACGGCAAGGUUCUCUCCGCUUCUUCACCCUGCCUUCUCUAUCUCCCCGAGGGUCUCUGCUUCUCCCCACUCUGUGCCUCUGUUCUUAAAGGGCUGCAGAGCCGGCCUCCCCUCACACAAGGAGCCAAGUACCCCUCAGCUGCCCCCAGCUUCCAGCCAGCCCAACACUCGCCCGCACACCACCUCCGCAAGUCCUUUCCGCCCUGCGUGCGUAUCUUUUUCUGCCAGGGGACAACUGAGAAGACUCAGUACCCACACGGACUCCCAAGUCAGCCAGAGGAAGCUCCUGGCCCACCCUGUCUUUGUACAAAAAUAUUACAAGUUUUUCUCCUGGUGUGCCUGAGCAUUCCAGUUCUCCUAAUUUGCCAGUAGCAUGAUCUCAUUUUUUUAAAAAGAGGGCAUGUUUUCUGUCCUUGCUGCUCAUUGGCCUCUGGGGCUGUGUGACCUGUCGCUGGAGCCCCGUGGAGGACAUCUGCACAGCCAAGCCUCGGGACAUUCCUGUGAAUCCCAUGUGCAUUUACCGGUCUGCAGAGAAGAAGGCAGUCGAGGAUGAGGGCGCAGAGCAGAAGAUCCCCGAGGCCACCAACCGGCGAGUCUGGGAACUGUCCAGAGCCAAUUCGCGCUUCGCCACUGCCUUCUAUCAACACCUGGCGGACUCCAAGAAUGACAACGACAAUAUUUUCCUAUCGCCCCUGAGUAUCUCCACAGCUUUUGCUAUGACCAAGCUGGGGGCCUGUGACAACACCCUCAAGCAGCUGAUGGAGGUUUUUAAGUUUGAUACCAUCUCUGAGAAGACGUCUGAUCAGGUGCACUUUUUCUUUGCCAAACUGAACUGCCGACUCUAUCGAAAAGCCAACAAGUCCUCUGAGUUGGUAUCGGCCAACCGCCUUUUUGGAGACAAAUCCCUUACCUUCAAUGAGACCUAUCAGGACAUCAGUGAGGUGGUGUACGGAGCCAAGCUCCAGCCCGUGGACUUCAAGGAAAAUGCAGAGCAGUCCAGAAUGAUCAUCAACAAAUGGGUAUCCAAUAAGACCGAAGGGCGUAUCACCAAUGUCGUGCCCCAGGAUGCCAUCAACGAGCUCACGGUCCUGGUGCUGGUCAACACCAUUUACUUCAAGGGCCUGUGGAAGUCAAAGUUCAGUCUCGAGAACACAAGGAAGGAACUGUUCUACAAGGCUGAUGGGGAAUCGUGUUCGGCAUCCAUGAUGUACCAGGAAGGCAAGUUCCGCUAUCGGCGAGUGGCCGAAGGCACCCAGGUGCUCGAGCUGCCCUUCAAGGGCGAUGACAUCACCAUGGUGCUCAUCCUGCCCAAGCCCGAGAAGAGCCUGGCCAAGGUGGAGCAGGAGCUCACCCCGGAGAUGCUGCAGGAGUGGCUGGAUGAGAUGGCAGAGACCCUGCUGGUGGUCCACAUGCCCCGCUUCCGCAUUGAGGACAGCUUCAGUGUGAAGGAGCACCUGCAAGACAUGGGCCUCGUGGACCUGUUCAACCCUGAGAAGUCCAGGCUCCCAGGUAUUAUUGCAGAGGGCCGGAGCGACCUCUAUGUCUCACAGGCAUUCCAUAAGGCCUUUCUUGAGGUCAACGAGGAGGGCAGCGAAGCUGCAGCAAGUACUGUCGUCAGCAUCGCCGGCCGUUCGCUGAACCCCAGCAGGGUGACCUUCAAGGCCAAUAGGCCCUUCCUCGUUCUCAUAAGGGAGGUUGCUCUGAACACUAUCAUCUUCAUGGGCAGAGUGGCCAACCCUUGUGAUCACUGAAGUGUUAUUUUUUGCACCUCUUCCUCUUUUGGUUUGUGACAGAAGUAAAAAUAAACACAACUACUCCCAGUUAUGAA
Molecule: messenger RNA, 2250 nt
Organism: Callorhinus ursinus (northern fur seal)
Lineage: Eukaryota; Metazoa; Chordata; Mammalia; Carnivora; Otariidae
Source: RefSeq, a predicted model, not a curated record